Messenger RNA from Momordica charantia (bitter melon), 1587 nucleotides. NCBI's taxonomy places the organism in Eukaryota, Viridiplantae, Streptophyta, Magnoliopsida, Cucurbitales, Cucurbitaceae. The record is from RefSeq and is a predicted model, not a curated record.
AAACCCCCCUCCGACUGAAACUCUCAAAUAUCAUUUCACGCAGAGAGAGCUUCCAGUGCCUUGGCAAUGGCGUCUUCAUCUUUGAUUCGGUUCUUCGUUCUUGCUUUCGUACUCCUCUCUGCUUCUGUCACUGAGAUCUACGCGGAAGAGGCCGAGGCGAAGGAGUAUGUUCUCACUUUGGAUCAUUCCAACUUCUCGGAGGUUGUUGGCAAGCAUGACUUCAUCGUCGUCGAGUUCUACGCCCCGUGGUGCGGGCACUGUAAGAAUCUGGCACCAGAGUAUGAAAAAGCUGCGUCUGUUUUGAGCAGUCAUGACCCUCCAAUUGUUUUAGCUAAAAUUGAUGCAAAUGAAGAGUCAAACAGAGAGCUGGCAGGUCAAUUUGAAAUUAGGGGCUUCCCCACUAUUAAGAUACUCAGAAAUGGGGGUAAAUCAAGUCAAGAUUACAAGGGACCUCGCGAGGCAGAUGGGAUUGUUGACUACUUGAAGACGCAAAGUGGGCCUGCAUCUGCUGAAAUAAAAUCUGCAGAGGAUGCUAGUAAUCUCAUUAAGAAUGUUUUCAUCGUUGGGAUAUUUCCAAAACUUUCUGGUGAGGAGUUUGACAACUACAUCGCUGUAGCUGAGAAGUUGCGUUCUGACUAUGCCUUUGGUCACACUUUGGAUGCUAAGCUGCUUCCCCGUGGAGAAUCAUCUGUAGCUGGCCCAAUCGUCAGGCUUUUCAAGCCAUUUGAUGAACAAUUUGUUGAUUUUAAGGAUUUUGAUGUAGCCAAGUUGGAGAAGUUCAUUGAAGAAUCUAGUAUUCCCCUGGUAACGGUGUUUGAUAAUAAUCCUAUCAAUCAAGCUUAUCUUUCCAAGUUCUUCUCCAGUCCUAAUGAUAAGGCUAUGUUUUUUCUGAAUUUCAGCAGUGAGGUUGCUGAUUCUCUAAAAUCUAAGUACCGUGAUGUUGCUGAACAGUACAAAGGACAGGGAUUAAGUUUCCUAAUGGGAGAUAUUGAAUCCAGUCAAGCUGCCCUAAACUAUUUUGGACUUAAUGAAGAUCAGGUGCCUGUCAUUCUUGUACAAAAAAAUGAUAGGCAUAAGUUUGUGAAAUCCAAUGUGGAGCCUGAUCAGAUUGCUCCAUGGAUGAAGGAAUACAAGAACGGCAAUGUGCCACAAUUCAUAAAAUCCGAACCCAUUCCAGAGAGUAAUGAUGGACCUGUGAAAGUGGUUGUUGCUAAUAGCCUUCAUGAUGUUGUUUACAAGUCUGGAAAAAAUGUUUUGCUGGAAUUUUAUUCUCCUUGGUGCGGGCACUGCAAAAAACUUGCUCCAACUUACGAGGAAGUGGGUGUCUCGUAUGAAAAAGAUCCUGAUGUGAUCAUUGCUAAGUUUGAUGCCGCUGCGAACGACAUCCCAGAGAGUGAUUUCGACAUCCAAGGUUACCCUACAGUGUUCCUGAGGACAGCAAGCGGAAAGCUGGUGGAGUAUAGCGGUGAUAGAUCCAAGGAAGACAUCAUCAAUUUUGUUGAGACGAAUCGUGAUAAAAUUGGCGAGGCAGAUUCCAAAUCCAAGGACUCAAAGGCAGAUUCAGAAGCCAAAGAUGAGCUCUAAAAA